GCCGCCCGCCCGCCCACCUCCAGGCCGAGCUGCACCGCCGUAGCUCCCGGCUCACCGGCCAUGGACGCGUAGCGGCGGGAGGAGAAGAGCGUUCCUCAGGAGCCCCCGCGUCGCGAUGGCGGACAGCGCCGCGGCCACCGCCGCCGCUCCCGCCGCCGUGAAGGGCAGCAGCUCGGCGGGGCACUGGUGGAAGUCGCUGACCGGCAAGAAGAAGCACAAGGAAGCCGCGGCCGCCCCGCCGCCCCCCGCCGAACCCCCCGCCGCGACCCCCAACGCCGGCUCCCCGGAGGAGCCGCCCCCCGCUCUGGGUAGCGGGGAGCACCCGGGUGUGGGCGGUGGAGCCCGACGGAGCCUCCGCGUCUCGCACUCGGGCCGCUUCAAGGAGCGGCGGAAGGUGCGCACCUCGCUGCUGGCCGACGGCCCCGAGGUCUUCGACGGAGCAGAGCCCGGGCGCGCCGCCCCUGAGGGCAAGUAGCCCCGGGGAGGGAGAGCAGCCCCGGGGGCUGGCCUCGCUCCUCGCACCCGCUCGGGGGGCACAGCCUCGGGGGAGCCCCGUACGCCGCGUGGAGCCGACAGCAAGCGGAGGCCUAUGGGACUGCGUGCGUGAUGAGGAGCGACGCUUCCAAUCGAGGGACGACGUGAUUGCCUUAACGAUGAUACCAAUGGACAUUCCCCGCCCUGAACUGCGGUGGACAGGUGCAAAGGUGCUAUCCCGGGGUCUCCGUGCCUUUCCUGGCCCUGUCUGCGAGCCAGCGCUUCCCGCUCGGCCUGCAGCCCCCAGCCAAAGGUUCACUACUGCCUUUCGAAGGAAGGGGGAACGACACGUUUGGAUCUGAUUUCAGGGCGAGGGAUCUUCCAGCAGUGCCUCCGAACUGCUCUUGGUGGUGGGUGUGCAGGGAAACAAGCCCUGCUUGUGUUUAGAUGCUGGGGGGCGCAGGUGCUCAGGUGCUCUCAGGCAUCGCAUUUAAAUAUGCAAAGGCAGGAGCGCAUUGUUUUCUGCUCUUAGUGCUAAGCAGGUGAUUCAAGAGGUUAGUCUCCCAUAGCUCUGUUACAGAGAGAGGCCAGUUGUUGUCUAACAGCUCCCAUGAAGUACCCAGAGAACCCACCGUUUUCUUAUAAUUGAUGAUAACUGGCAUAACAAAGCUUUGAUGAAGAAAUGCGGAAGACAAGACCAGCCCUUUAGAGCAUGGGUCGUGUGGUACUUUAAGUAUGGUGAUUGGCUUUGGAACCACUGGAAGUAUUCUUUAACAUUUACUGUGUACCAGGCUCCUGGGGCGAGGUGCAGAGCUCCCGAGACCUCUCACUGUCACGCUUUGCCUUGGGCAGCCCCAUCCCUGCAGCUCCAGGAGCUUUGGACAGAGUAAACCGUCCACCAGAUUUGCACUGGUGUUGUGCCUUACAGAGCAAACUCAGCUAAAAAUACUUAGCAAUUACACAUUUCUUGACAGUAGAUGAUGUAGCUGCAACUGCCUUAUUUAUUUUUAAAUGAAUUUGCAAUAUACUUGAUAUCAUUGAAACAGUUUUAGCCUUUUUUUUUUUUUUUAAUGUGAUAUAAGAUAUUACAUCCUGCAGGGACCAAAAAUGAUCUCCUAACAGUCAAGUAUGAUGCAGUUAUGAUUUUGUUUGGUUGUUGUAAUUAAUUAUUUAAGGUAAUGUCAACAUAAAAAGUGACCUGCAAGUAAAAAGAGAGAUGAAUUCUGAGUGAAAAUAUGGAUUGAACCUGUCACUGACAAUCAACGAGAUAAUGUUGUAGAGGCAGGACUGGUGCCCUGUGGUUCACUGUGCAUAAUGGUCUAUAAUGAACUUUGAAAGCUCCUGUGCAAUAAACUAAGACAAUCUUGCUGCCUUAGUUAACAAUCCUUCGCUCGGCUCCUUCAGCCUCCUAAAUCCAAGGAUAGUGGGACUGUAUCAUCAUAAACAUAUUUUCAUAAGAGUCUGCUUUCCACCCAGUGUGCUUUUUCCUUCCAUUUAGUAAAGCUUCAAAGAACUGAUUGCUUUUGGAUUGCCCUGUGUGCUCUUGCCUACAUGCUGACAUUGCAGAGCGAGGAUGGGGCAGCUCUUGGAAGCCACCACUGCUGCUCCUUGGAGAUGCUGCUCCUACGUAGAACUUGUUCACUGAGGGGCACCUAAAGCCAUGAAUGAGAAGUGACUGGAACAAACCCCAUCUUGUACAGAGGGAUCUGAGAGAGAUGAAGUUUAAAACUGGGAAUGGAGGCAGCAGUGACAAAAAUAAUUUAAGCAACGCUGUUGUGAAAAGAUAGUGUUUCCACUCUAAGCUACUUCUUUCUACAGCGAACCCCUCUUUGUUCUUUGGAAAUUGGAUUGCAGGUUCAUUGGCUGAAAGCCCUUACUUGGGCACAGGGUAUCUACAAAUGAUGGUUUUAUCUGAGAAGAACUCUGGUAUGAUGUUCAGAUGGUUGCUGCUAAGAUUUGAUACACGUACAGGUUAAUAUGUGACUACGUAUUAGUCAUAUCUGAAGUCCUGAUGACUGGUACUUCCAGCCUGGAGAUUUGGUCAGAAUAUGAAGUCCACAAAUACACAUAAAUUGACUUGAUAGCAACUGUCCUCCAUCUUAAUCGUGACCUUGAGCUGUGGGAAGGAGAAGUAACUCUAUCUUCCUGCUCAGUCAAAUCCUUGCUUCAAUGAAUUUGAUAGCAGCCACUGAAAAACUAGAUCCAUGAGAAAACUGGCUGCCUGCCGUGUCUCGCUUUCCACGCCCUCUGUGCAGUGCCUUCAGGUUAGUGCUGACCUGGGUUGGCUCAACACGAGGAGCCCCACUGGCCAUGGCCAACUUGUAUGGCAGAAAUAAUCCUCUUCUUUCUCAGCCUGAGCAUCAGAUGAAGAUUUAAGCAAUGUAUACGUCUGUAAAUGAAUUAAGCUGAUACAGGAAAAGCACUACAUUUUAUGGAGCAUCUGAAUUAUUUUUUUAAUCCUUGAAGUAAAGAAAGAUUGAACUUUCUUUUGUAUCAGAAUACUUUUCAGUUAUAACAAUAGUGUAAUUCUAUGCAGUGAAUUAUUAAAAGGCUGUUGGCAUUCUUCGUA
Messenger RNA from Gallus gallus (chicken), 3043 nucleotides. It is a transcript of the gene PRR15, whose product is annotated as proline rich 15. NCBI's taxonomy places the organism in Eukaryota, Metazoa, Chordata, Aves, Galliformes, Phasianidae. Bases 116 to 475 code for a protein of 119 amino acids. The transcript is spliced from 2 exons. The record is from RefSeq and is a predicted model, not a curated record.